AUGGACUUUCUCAGACAUGUUUUUCGGUACUUUGGACCGCCAGAACCAGAUGAAGCACAAUCUAAAAGGGCUGUUUCGACUCAUGGAUGUCGGACUGUGUUAGGCCGUCUAUUGAGGUACAUUGAAGGAGGUAUUGGAGAGGAAAAGGUCGCAUCACCCAACAAGGCAGCCCAAGCUAUCCCUAUCUCCCGCAAUAAACAUGCUUUGCAGUCUGUAUCAAAAGACGAUGUCUUUUACAAGCGUACCUCAGACGGGAAUUAUGUACCAGUCACUUCCCCACCUUUAAAAUCCUCGUCUCUCCCCACUCUACACAAAAGCGAUCCCUCUGAUUCGCUUUAUAUUGACACCGGGGAAUGGGACGGUUGGCCCAAUGGAAACUUCAAGCGCGACUUUACACCUGCGGAGAUUGAAGCAACAGGAAAUCUCCGUGUGCAUUGGGCCGUUCGAGUUAACGGAGGUGAUCGAAAAGGAAAUGAGCACACUGAAAACUGGGAGGGAGGGAAGAAAUCCUCAAGACGCUGCCUUGGGGUCAUUGAGUGUGACAAUCCACUUUGCAAAACACUCAUCCGACCCCACACAGCAGCUCAAGGAAUUAACAAGCAGUUAACCGAACCAUGUCAAUGUGGGGCUGAGCUCUCUCAUCGCAGGUGCAACAUAAUUUCUUACCUCUGGCGAUGGUCGGAUGGCGUUCAUUACGAAAAUGGUGGCUUUCAUACGCACCGUCGACCGACUCAUAUUCUGCACCUCCUUCCCAAGGAACAGCGACGAUUUGAAGAAAUGGUCAAGGCGUAUCCAAAAUCAGGACCACUUCAACUAAUCGUUGGAGUUCCAGGACUCGAUGGGCCUGGUGAAUCCAUCGCAGAUAUCUCAGAUGUGUUUUUGAAUGCUCACCGUGUCAGCAAAGAGCGUUCAAAACUCAAGAAGGGUCAUGUCCAGGGCGCCGACGCUUUGUUAGCUUCAUUUUCCAAGUUCGCUAACGAGCAUCCAAACUUUGUUAUCCAUUCCACUCUCAGCGAAGAGGUGGUCAUAUCGGUCCAGACAAAUUUUAUGCGAUCACAAAUGGUCAAGAAUCAGCGUUUGGAGGGUUCAGUCAAUGGAAUGGUGAAUGACGCUACUCAUGACUUUUGGAAGGAGCGAACCUCCCUCCUUGUUGUUUCUUCGACUUAUUGCUCAACACUCUUAUGCUGGGUUCCUGGAGUGUUAUCCUACUCAAACGGCGCUAGUGCCAUCCACUUCGAGCACCACUUCCUUGCAGUUAUUAUGAGCAUUGCUCAUGAGGCAGAAGCACGAGGGAUUCCCAUAACGGAUGAUCUCUUCGCGGGGGUCAUGGACUUCAGUGAGGCAGAGCGUAGCGGAUUCAUCCGAGGCUUCGUUGUCUUCUGGAUGGCUCGACCUGAUAAUACACGAAAUCGGCAGGAGCUUCAGGUGGCUGCAGAGCAUCUCCUGAAAGGAUGUAGAGAACAUUACUGUGCUGGUGUUACGCGUGUCAGCCGCAUCUCUGGCGUCAUUUCACCUGCAAUGGCAGACGCGUUUAUCACGCGUGCAUUGGGCCUCUUAACACUUCCGACCUCAGCAGAAUUCACUUCACAGGCUUUGCUCCUGGUACGCGAUUUCCCUAAGCUUGCUUCCUGGAUGGAAUGGUGGACACGGCCGGCUCAUGCGUCUAUGCUCUUCGAGUCUGAGAGAAAAAUGGAUAUCGAUCUUUGGGAUUCUCUGCCAGCUGACAAUAACGCAGAAGAAGCAAUGCAUUGGAAGCUUUACAGUGCCUGCGGCCGUAAUCAUGAAUUUUUGGAAGGGAUGUACUCCUUACAUGCUGUUGCUGUAUAUUAUGAACGCCUUCAUGAUGGAGCAACUCAUAAAUCAAUAGAAGGGAAGCCAAUCCGCUAUGGCAAAGCAGAGCCAUGGAAGAUUGUCAAGGAGAAUAUUGGUCGAACAAAACCCACAUGCUCCAGAAAACUUGCAGAUAAAAAGCGCAAAAAGAACGACGGACACCCACCAGACACGAACAAGGAACUCUUGGGCACAAAUGCGAAGCAAAAGCAAUUGACAUUGAAAAGCUUCACAAAAAAGGAAGCAGAGCCGAAGAAACCAAAGCUGAAGAAACCAGACCCAAAGAUAGCAGAGUCUCCGGCUACCAGUCCUGCUGUUCAAGACCUGCCGAGCUAUCCCUGCGGUACAAUCGACGAGGCUGAAAAGACUACAUCGACAUUCCUCCGCCGUCAACGGGACUCUCUACGUACCCACCUCAAGAAAAAGAAGGUUAUGGAGACUGUCAGUGGAUUUGAAUCACUUUUUGCCUGGUUUGCAGAGCUGGUCAAACUGGAGGAAGUGCAUUCAUCCUAUCGUCCAGUUUCCGCUUUCGAAACACUUUUCAUCGAGAUUCACUACUGCACGGGAUCGUCCAGUAUUGGUGGUCCUCAUGUUGAGAUUUCUCACCACCCUCAACGACGACGAAUCCAACAGCUGACACCGCAUGACUUCGAACAGUUUCAGGGAGAUUUUUCCUUGUAUUUUGCGGAUUGGGUCUCUCUAGACAAAGAGCGAGUUCCAGCAACUAGUUGCUGGCGUGUCAAGGAGACUGUACCUCUUUGUCUUGGUGCCAGAGAAGAUAUUCGUUAUCUGCUUACUUCUCUCCCGCUUCUUUUCACUAUGGAAGUUGGUGACGAGCAUCCAUCCGAGACCAUGGCUCAGGAAUGGGAUUUUCCUUCGACGCUGCUUCCUCAUACCCAAUCUGCGGCAAAUUCUCAUGGACUUGUUUAUGAUCUCAUGGGACUAGCCUUGACCAACGAAGAUGGCAAUCAUUUUAUUGCUCGGUAUGCCUCGGACAACAAGAAGUUCAUCUAUACGUAUGAUGAUUUGACGAAUAAUGGCCACCCAAUCAGAGACAAACCUGCCACCUUCGAUACUCAUGUGGCCGGAAAGCAUGUUGACCUACCUCAAGAUUUUGUGGUCUAUCAGGCUUUUUAUUGGCUUCGCGGAGGAGCUGUUGCACAGGAUUUAUUCUUUCAAGUUCGAACAGCUGCCCUUGCCAAGAAAUUCGAUUUGCGAUUCUCGACAAAUAAUCUUGACAGGCUCUUUUCGAUGACCUACCACUCGGACCAAUUUGUCGAGCUUGAGAGCAACAAGCGCACCUGGCUUUUGAACCCUUUUAGAUCGCGCACCCUCGAGUAUGUUUCUCGCGACGCACCAGCUGACAUUACCGUGGAAUCUCUGUCUCCAGAGCCCGAGGAAGGUGUAAUCUCCCAACCUGGAUCACCGACUACUCCACCUAGCCCUCUGUCUUCUCUCCCAGAUUCAGAAUUUGAGUUGAACUGCCGAUGUGGGAUCAUCGGUAAUGGUAACAUUCUUUAUCGCCAUGAGCAUGGGGUGGCUAUCCAAUGCGAUCAAUGUCGUGAUUGGUCUCAUAUUGCGUGCCAGCGCGAUGGGAGAGCCAGUAACCUUGCACCAGAUGCCCCGUUUAUCUGUGAUUCGUGUGAUUUGUCGCACCAUUUUCCCUUGUCAAGGAAGUCUAAACGAAAGGAGCUCGAGGCACGUCUUGCAUUGAAUAAACCACUCGAGUUACGAUUACGGUCAGACCUCGAUAUUCUCCACUAUGAACGAGCGGGGAGAGGCGCGCUAGCGAGACGUGAGCAGUUUUGGUAUCCGGUGCACCUCAUUCAGGCAGUGCAACACGGUUGGAGGGUGCAUUGGUGGAGGGAAAAUCAAUUUCUUGACAAGGAUGAGCCUGCAGCUGGUGGAUUUUCUGUUGUGAAUACCAAGGACAUCGUCGAUUCAUUGUGGAAUGACCGAUUGGCAAGACGAGCAAUACGGCUCGGAAAAUGGAAACAUGCCCAGGACGUCGAAACCUCAGAAGACAUUCUCGCGGAUCCAUCUGAAAUACCAUACAGCGAGGAGAUCAACAAAAUCCUCUCGCCAUCCAAAAAGCUUCUGAAGAAUUUACUCACAUGCUACGGUCCGGACGACCUGAAGAGUGAAACCAUCCCGGCAAGAGAUUGGUUAGAAAAUGGCAAAAAGCCUCUUCAAACGAGCUUGGUUCCGUAUUGCGGAGCUCUUUCUAUCGUCGAGAGAGCCCAGAUCGCAAACUGGUUUCUGUGUCACAUCAGCAAAAAUGCAGAGACCUGGCUUGGGCGCUUACCGCUGGCUCAUGCAUUCACCCUUUACACCGCAGAACAUAUCAAAAAUGAACCGAAGUUUAAGGUUUUCACACAGCCAGAAAUCAUUAACGAGGCUUGGAGGAUCCAAUUUACAAGUAUCCCUUCAGUCUUGUUCGACAUUGAUGUUGAACGCGAGGCCUUGGAGAAUCUGGAGACCGAGAUGUUUGAGGUUUCGAGAGCUGCGGGGAUCGCGAGUUAUUAUCAAUGGGGCUUGGACGCAGGACAUCACCAAGAUUGGGAUCCGUAUGCAAGGAUGGAAGACUUGAAUCAUCAGGAUUGUCCCGGAGAUGAUGAUGAUCUUCAGUUUGGACCCGAUUACAUUCACCGCGAAGAGAAAAUACAACUGACGGAAAAGAAAUCGCGUCCCAAACCACGCCCCAAGAUGAUCAAGAAGACCAUGCCCUAUGUUCAGCACAUGGCUGUAAACAAUUGA
This is a messenger RNA of Laccaria bicolor S238N-H82, 4587 nucleotides long. RefSeq lists its product as uncharacterized. Lineage: Eukaryota; Fungi; Basidiomycota; Agaricomycetes; Agaricales; Hydnangiaceae. Bases 1 to 4587 code for a protein of 1528 amino acids. The record is from RefSeq and is a predicted model, not a curated record. The transcript has 13 exons.